Cordyceps fumosorosea ARSEF 2679 is the source of this 1812-nucleotide messenger RNA. Its product is annotated as alcohol oxidase. The coding region runs from base 1 to 1812 and encodes 603 amino acids. The transcript is spliced from 4 exons. The record is from RefSeq and is a predicted model, not a curated record. Gene Ontology annotation, molecular function: flavin adenine dinucleotide binding; oxidoreductase activity, acting on CH-OH group of donors. Lineage: Eukaryota; Fungi; Ascomycota; Sordariomycetes; Hypocreales; Cordycipitaceae.
AUGGGUCUGCACCAAAAGCUCCCUGCUGGCCUCGAUGAAGUCGACGUAAUCGUGGCAGGCGGCGGCACGGCUGGUUGCAUCGUCGCCUCGCGCCUGGCCUCUGCCGAGCCCAACCUGUCCAUCCUCGUCAUCGAGGGCGGCAUGGACAACCACCAAGACCCGACCAUUGUCAACAUCGGGCUCUUCUUCCAGCACAUCAUGCCGGGGAGCAGGACAACGCUAUUCUACCCGGCCAAGCCGUCCAAACAUCUCGCCGACCGCGCGCUGCCUAUCCAAUGCGGCGGGGUUCUGGGCGGCGGCUCGUCCAUCAACAUGGCCCUGUACAGCCGCGCGCACCGCUCCGACUUUGACGCAUGGGACGUGCCGGGCUGGUCUGCCAAAGACAUGACUCCGUACAUGAAGAAGCUCGAGACUUACCACGGCAAAGGCUCCUUGGAUGUGCAUGGGCGGGACGGUCCGGUGCACAUCUCGCGCGGCACUUGGAGCGGCGGUGCUUCCGAGGACGAUUUCAUGGAUGCCGUCAGGAAGGCGGGAUAUCCCGAAGUAGACGACGUUCAGUCCCUCGAGGCGGUCAAUUCGUUUGGUCGCGCCAACCGCUACGUCUCGCCGGACGGUCGUCGCCAGGACACGGCGCACACCUAUCUGCACCCUCGCCUGCAGGACGGGCAACACCCAAACCUACAUGUCGUGGUGCAGUCGCAGGUGAGUCGAGUCAUCGUCGAGGACGGACGAGCAGCUGGGGUCGUCUUCCGACCGAACCCCAGGUUGCGUCCCCAGUACGCGGGCGACGUGACGGUGCGCGCGCGCAGGCUCGUCAUCCUGUCCUGCGGUGCUCUGGGGACCCCCGCAGUGCUCGAGGGCUCGGGCAUCGGCAACCCGGAGGUUCUUGGCCGGGCCGGCGUGGCGGUGGUGGCGGAGAACCUGGGCGUCGGCGUCGGAUACGAGGACCAUCAGCUCCUGGGCUCCGCGUACAAGACCAGCCUCGGGCCGAGAGACACGCUGAGCGACAUGUCAUUUGGUCUGUUGAGCCCAGAGGCCAUCUUUUCGGAGCGUCCCGAGAUACUAGGGUACACCGGCCAGGACGCGACCGGCAAGCUGCGACCGACGGAUGAGGAGGCCGCUGCUCUUGGGCCGGAGUUUGAGGCGGCAUGGGUCGCGGACUUCGAGAGCAAGCCCGACAAGCCAGUCGUGUGCAUGAGCAUGGUAAAUUUCAUCCCCGGUCUUCCUGGCGAAGGAGUCGCUCCGGGCCAGUACCUUGGGUUGACCGCAUUUAUUCUGCACCCAUGGUCGCGAGGUCACGUUCACAUCACCGGCCCCAGCCUCGACGACCCUUUAGACUUCGAGACCGGCUUCCUCAGCGAUGAAAAGGGUCUAGACAUGAAGCAGCACGUGUGGGCCUAUAAGAAGCAGCGCGAGAUUAUGCGCCGCAUGGCCUGCUUCCGCGGCGAGGUCGGACCCUGGCACCCCGCCUUUGCGGCCGACUCGGCCGCGGCCGUGACGGAGACGAACAGUCCGCUACCCGAUGACGUGGAGGAUAUCGUGUACUCGGCGGAGGACGACGCGGCGAUUGCAGAGUUUGUGCGCCGACGAGUGGACACGACGUGGCACUCGAUGGGGACGUGCAAGAUGAAGCCUCGCAGGCAAGGCGGCGCGGUAGAUGCGGCGCUGAACGUGUACGGGGUGGAGGGUCUGAAGAUUGCCGAUCUCAGCAUUGCUCCGGGCAAUGUUUCUGGGAAUACCAAUAACACGGCCUUGGCGAUUGGGGAGCGGGCGGCGGACAUUUUCAUUUCCGAGCUUGGUUUGACCGCGUAG